This is a messenger RNA of Blastocystis hominis, 456 nucleotides long. RefSeq lists its product as hypothetical. Lineage: Eukaryota; Bigyra; Opalinata; Blastocystidae. The record is from RefSeq and is a predicted model, not a curated record. The transcript has 2 exons. The coding region runs from base 17 to 436 and encodes 139 amino acids.
CUAUACAGUUCUUAUCAUGCUCGCUAUUCGAAGAGGCUAUCGCAUCGUUUCUCCUCUGCGGAGAUUCUUUGCUGAAAUACCCGCUGUAAAUAUUGUAGAAGAGGGAGCAAGCGCAGCUGCACCGGCCGCAGAGAAAGCUGUUGUGUCGACUGCAAAAGCGGCCGACUCCUCUAUGAAAAUGGUAGUUGAACAACCCAAGAUGCAGUCCAUGGCUCCGAAGGUGGCAAAGGAGCAACCCAAGAAAAAACGCUCGACGGUGAGACCUUUCCUUUAUGGAUGUGCCUUUGCAAUGGUUGCUGGUUAUUUCUUUGUGUACCAACAGAUUUGGAAUAGUGCACACCAAAUGGAGCAGGCUCUUGCCGAUAUCCGUGUGGACACCUAUGAGAGACUGGACCGCAUGAGCGAGCGUGUGUCAGAGCUGGAAUCAAAGAUAUAAAACGUAAGUCCUUGUAUUUU